Podarcis raffonei (Aeolian wall lizard) is the source of this 4813-nucleotide messenger RNA. RefSeq names its product neurexophilin and PC-esterase domain family member 3 (gene NXPE3). Lineage: Eukaryota; Metazoa; Chordata; Lepidosauria; Squamata; Lacertidae. The record is from RefSeq and is a predicted model, not a curated record. The transcript has 8 exons. Bases 962 to 2689 code for a protein of 575 amino acids.
GCGAGCGGGGUGCGAAAGAACCGCAGCAGGCCAGGCAGGAGACAGGCGCCGAGGCCAGACCGCAGUGCGGGGAGUGCACCGCCCCGCAACAGCGAGGAUGCAGCAAAGAUAAGAGACGCUGCUGCUCGCCAGAUGCCAGUCUCCCCCUGCGCGCGCACAGGAGCCGAGGCAAGGCGGGCAGGUGCCCAACGCACCAAGCCAGCAAAAGGAACCUCGCCGCCCGCCGCCGUCGGGGCUGGGCGGACGACUUUCCUCCCGGGCACGAGGAGGGGGAGCGCGCCGCUAUCUGCAAGCGACACCCGCGAAGCAGCGGGCGGAGGCGGCGCCGGCGCUUCGUGAGGAAUUCCCCUUUCCGCGGUGGUCUCGCCCGCCGAACCCUCCUCCGAGCGGAGGGCAGCCAAUGGGCAGCUGCUGAGCACCCGAAAGAGGAGGUGGGCGACGCGGGAGGGGAGGCUUCCCUCGCAGUCGCCUUCCGUCGCUCGGGAGGGUCGGAGGGGCUGGGUCGCCGCGAGGCACGAGGGCCCUGGAGGGAAGAAGAAGAAAGCCAGCUGCAGAUGGAACAAAUAGCACCUGUAGUGGCGUGCUGUUCCUGGCUACCUUUGUUUUUGUUCUUGCACAGCAGUCUGAACACAUCUCUAUAACCAAGAGUGCCUGGAUCUGAAAUGACCACCCUUCUUGGACCUUGCAGCUUGUUUAUUCAUACAAAUAAAACAACCCUGAAAGAAGGCAAAGGUCAAUGGAAGCAGCAGCCUUCAGAUGAUCGUUGUUAAAUAUUCAGUGCCGUAUAAUGCAAGCACCGACCGAGUCUUAAAACUGCAAAGUUUAUUCAGAGAAGAGGAAAUGCAGCAGAAACCUCCGGAUGAGAUUUCCUGUGUAAUACUGAGUAACAAUGACACUGGCGCCUGUGGGAUAUGGGCAACAUGGCAGCAUCUUACGUGGGUGAGAGAGAGAUGAAGGGAUCAUGUGGCCCAAUUUUUCCAAAAUACAGAUUUUGUGCCUCAUUCUGGCAGUGUUGGCGAUUCUGGCUUUACUACACAACUUUUACGAAUUAGAGAAUCUGAACGAAGCAGGUUUAAAGUGGUUGGUAGAAGAUGAUGACCAACAGCCAUCGUUACAGAUGACUAAAAUACCCAGGAAGCUGUACUGUGGAUAUGAGCACCAAGUCUUGUCCAAGAGAGAACAAGGGGAAGAGGAGUCCUUAUUUGCUGCUAUACAGUGGCCCAAACCUCCGGAGGACAAAACCCCAUUUGUGAGAAGCACUGACCCCUCCCAUAGCAACUUUGUGAUACUGAACACCCGUACACAUUUCAAGGUUGGCGAUCAGCUGGAGGUGCUGGUCCACAUGAAAGACUAUGAAGGCAAGCCAAAGCGUUACGGUGGGGACUACCUUCAGACAAGAAUCCACUCCGCUCACCUGAAGGCUGGAGCCACAGGAAGAGUUGUAGAUUACCAGAAUGGAUCUUACAGAGUUUUUUUCACUUUACUCUGGCCAGGGGAGGUCACAGUAUCUGUGGCGCUGGUCCACCCUAGCGAAGGGAUCCAAGUACUUCAGCGUUUACGAGAAGAGAGACCAGACAGGGUCUAUUUUAAAAGCCUAUUCAAAUCAGGGAGAAUUUCAGAAACGACUGUGUGCAAUGUCUGUUUGCCAGGAGAUAUGCCGGUGUGUAACUUUACGGAUCUUUACACCGGUGAGCCAUGGUUUUGCUACAAGCCAAGAAAGCUCUCUUGCGCCACGAGGAUCAGCCAUUACAAAGGGGGGUAUCAAAAGGGCCUUCUGACCUCAGAAGAGAGUCGCCUUUUCCAAAGUGAUGUGAAUAUCAAAGUGCCAAUAUCCUCCAGUGGCCCUGAUACUGUACUCGUAAGGCCCUUAAGGCAUGCAGAGAUGGACAAUCUGGAAAGAUCUCAAAGCCCUGAUGUGUUUCCUUCUGGUUACUAUUAUGAAGAUGAAUGGCGAGCAAGAACACAGUGGAUUCGGCAUUUUAACAAGUCAUCAGAUAUUACCGAAUGUUUACAAGGGAAACUUAUCCACUUGUUUGGAGACUCUACAAUCAGGCAGUGGUUUGAAUAUCUGACAACAUUUGUUCCAGAUCUCGUGGAAUUAAACCUUGGCAGCCCUAAAAAUGUUGGGCCCUUCAUGGCUGUGGACUCGGUGCAUAACAUUCUACUAAACUUCCGCUGCCACGGGCCCCCUAUUCGCUUCUCCACCGUGUUUAGCAGUGAGCUGCAUUACAUUGCCAACGAACUGAAUCGCAUUGUAGGCGGGAGGAACACUGUGAUAGCCAUAACUAUUUGGUCUCACUUCAGCACUUUCCCUGUAGAAGUGUACAUCAGGAGACUGAGGAACAUUCGCAAGUCCAUCGUACGGCUUCUGGAUCGGAGUCCCAAGACACGGAUAGUCAUCAAAACCGCUAACGUUCAGGAGCUGGGGCCGGAGGUUAGCCUUUUCAACAGCGACUGGUAUUCGUAUCAGCUUGACACAAUCAUGAGGAAGAUGUUCUCAGGAAUUGGAGUGCACUUUGUGGAUGCUUGGGAGAUGUCGCUGGCACACCAUUUGCCACACAAAUUGCACCCAGAAGAUGUUAUUGUCAAAAACCAGUUAGAUGCUUUCUUGUCUUUUGUGUGUCCGGUAGAAACGCACUACAGCCUCGUAAAAGGAAUCCAUAAUCAAUUGUGGUCUCUGUUUCUGUAGUUCACUUUUGGACACGUUCUGCACUAGUUGUUUGUUGCUGAUUUGGGGUGCCCCUAACCUGCAUCUGAUUCUCCAAGCCUGCACUGUAGCAUACAUAAUUCAUACACUGAAUGUCUGGGGACUGGUUUUUUUUUUUUAAAAAACAAGACUAUAUGUGUGGAUACCUCUUUGCAAUGCACACCUGAGAAUGAAGGUGUCCACAACUCCACUUGCCACUCUCACUACAAUAAAUGUUCUGCCACCAUCUGGUAAGAUAAUGAAAGUAUUCGCAGCAGCAGCCGCCUCCUUCAGCCUGGAGCUAGGGAGAGAGGCCACAGCACAAUGCCAGAGCACAUGUUCGAGAUACUGAAAAUUCCAGGUUCAGUUGUCAACAUUUUCAUAAUAAUAAUAAUUUAUUAUUUAUACCCCGCCCAUCUGGCUGGGCUUCCCCAGCCACUUUGGGCGGCUUCCAAAAAAAUACUAAAAAACUGCAAUACAUCAAACAUUAAAAGCUUCCCUAAACAGGGCUGCAUUCAGAUGUCUUUUAAAAGUCUGGUAGUUGUUCUCUUUGACAUCUGGUGGGAGGGCGUUCCACAGGGAGGGCGCCACUACCGAGAAGGCCCUCUGCCUGGUUCCCUGUAACUUGGCUUCUCACAGUGAGGGAACUGCCAGAAGGCCCUCGGUGCUGGACCUCAGCGUCUGGGUAAAACGAUGGGGGUGGAGACGCUCCUUCAGAUAUACUGGUUAAAAGAAUGCCGUGAAUGUCUAGCUUGUGGGUCUCCCUGUAUUACUAUUGUUAUAAAUUUAUUCAUACCCCUGAUGGGACUCAAGGCAACUUGCAGGUAUGGACCUGCAAAGAUAUGGACCUGCUAAAAACAGGAAAACAACAAACUGGUAUGCCACUGUGAGAACAGGGUGAUGGACUAAAUGGCCAUUUGGCUAGCUCCAGCAGAGUUUUUCUCACGUAGCAGAGCUGGAAGAAAACCUUUCCUGAGACCUUAAGAGAGAACUGCUUCAAGUCACACAAUACUGCCCUAGAUAGAUUGUUUGAUUUAGGCUAUGUACACAGGCAGCCUCUGAAAUGUGCAGGAGUUGUUUUUACAGUGUACACACCUAUGCACAAUAACAGCAUCUAAACCAGCAGCUACUACAAGGGAUGUCUGUACACACAGGUGGGCUUAUUUUCAAACUAGUACACAAUAGUGUUCUCCAUUGCCUUCCAUUCAGUUAGUGGUUCCGCUGAGUUUUUGCAAAACAAUAUAUAUAUAUUGCAAUCUUUCCAAAGAGAGGGUCUCUUUCCAAAGAGAGAGCCCAGCAGAAUGGGCUUUAAUUGGACAAAUAGUGUGGAGCAGGGACAACAUGGGGUGAUGUCAUUUGUCCAGCACUCCCCAAAGGUGCUUACAUCCUGCACUGAAUGCACAACAUACAUAAGAAGAGCCUUCUGGGUAAGGCCAAUGGCCCAUCUAGUCCAGCAUCCUGUUCUCUCAGAGGGUGAACAGUUGCUUGUGGGAAACUAGCAAGCAGGAUAUGAGCACAAGAGCAUUCUCUCCUCCAGUGGGUUCCAGCAGCUGACAUUCAGAAGCGGUACUUGCCUCCAACUGCGAAGGCAGAGCAUAGCAAUUGCGACUAAUAGACACUGAUAGCCUUACCCUCAUGAAUUUGUAUAAUCCAUCUAAGUUGGUGGCCACCACUGCCCCCUGCAGGAUUGAGUUCCAUAGUUUAACUCUGCGUGGCAUGAAGAAGUAUGUGCAUGCCCUUAAUGCACAUUUACAUCUAUAUUUGCUAGCUCUGCUGCUUGAAAUUCUUUUAACUGGAGAUGCUGGGGAUUGAACCUGAAGACAAUUAUUUCCAAAAAAUAAUUGAAAUAUGAAAAAAAGGAGGAACUAAAUCCAAAUUAACUGAAUACUAAUGAAAGUUUUACAAAAGAAAGGAAUUACCAAAAUAUUUGUAAAUCUAAAAGAAGAAAAGUAACCAUUUCCCCGGUGCACACCCCUACCUCCCCAUCCCUUUAUCUCCCCCUGUUUUGGUGCCCAAGACAUCUGCAUGCAGGACACCCACUUUACUAAUAGUUGGAGUGUUUUAAUAAAAUAAACAUUUUGUAUGGCUCAGUGGCUACCUCCUGAGUUAUUUGAUACUUUCCAAGGG